AUGAUCGUUGACUGUUUAAUAUCCACAUACGAGAAAUGUGGCUCCAGUCCCAUCGUUUUUGAUCUGUUGAUUCGUACAUAUGUGCAAGCUAGGAAGUUAAGAGAAGGCGUGGAAGCCUUCAAAUUAGUCACAAACAGGGGAAUUUCUGUUCCGAUAAACGGAUGCAACACUGUUCUUGGAGGCCUUGUUAAGAUCGGUUGGUUUGAUUUAGCGUGGGAGGUUUACAAUGAUGUCGUUUCAAAAGGGGUUGUUCAAUUAAACAUCUAUACAAUGAACAUUAUGGUGAACGCCAUUUGUAAGGAUCAUAACUUCAAAAAGGUGAAGCCUUUCUUGAUUGAAUUCGAGGAAAAAGGUAUUUCCCCAGAUAUCGUGACCUAUAAUACAUUGAUAAACGGUUAUUCACGUGUAGGCCUUCUCGAUGAAGCUUUUGAACUCAUGACCUCUAUGCAAAGUAAAGGAUUAAAACCGGGACUUUACACUUAUAAUUCGAUUCUAAACGGGGUUUGUAAAACCGGGGGUUUGGAGAGAGCAAAAGAGAUAGUAAAAGAAAUGGUUCAUAUUGGGUUGAAUCCCGACUCCACUACUUACAACACCUUGUUAAUCGAAUGCUGUAAAAAGGGUAAUUCUAUGGAAGAAGCCGAAACCAUUUUUCAAGAAAUCUUGAACCAAAAUGUGGGACCCGAUAUCUUGACUUAUAGCUCACUUAUCGGGUUGUUUUCAAGAUCCGGAAAUCUCAAUCGGGCUUUAUUCUACUUCAAGAAUAUGAAAGAUACCGGGUUGACACCCGAUAAUGUUAUUUACACAAUUUUAAUCAACGGGUUUUGCAAACACGGUGUGAUGUCGGAAGCAAUCAAGAUUCGGGAUGAAAUGAUUGAUCGGGGUUGCGUUUUAGAUGUUGUUACAUAUAAUUCACUUUUAAACGGAUUAUGCAAAAGUAAAAUGCUUCAAGAAGCCGAUAAACUAUUUGACGAGAUGGUUGAACGAAGGGUAUAUCCGGAUUUUUACACUUUCGCGACACUUAUUAACGGGUACUCAAAGGAAGGAAACAUGAAAAAAGUUGUUAAUUUGUUUGAAUCUAUGAUUCAAAGGAACAUAAACCCUGAUAUGGUGACAUAUAACACUUUAAUCGAUGGGUUUUGUAAGGAAGGUGAGAUGGAAAAAGCUAAAGAUUUAUGGAAUGCUAUGAUAUCUAAAAAUAUUUUCCCAAAUUAUAUAACGUAUAGUAUUUUAAUUAACGGGUUUUGUAACACGGGUCAUGUGAAUGAGGCGUUACGGAUUUGGGACGAAAUGGUCGUGAAUGGGAUGGGGCCCACAAUUGUGACAUGUAACACGAUUAUUAAAGGGUAUUGUAGGGCAGGAUUAGUUAAAGAGGCGGGUUUAUUUUUUAAUCAAAUGGCGUUUAAUAAUGUUAGUGCUGAUAGUGUUACGUAUAAUACUCUUAUACAUGGGUAUUUGAAGGAAAAUGAUAUGGAUAAGGCGUUUGACUUGAUCAAUGGGAUGGAAAGUGAAGGAAUUUUUCCGGAUGUUGUUACGUAUAAUGUGAUUCUUGAUGGAUUUUGUAGAAAUGGGAGAAUAGAUGAAGCUAAUAUGGUUUAUGGGAAGAUGAUUGAGAAAGGUUUGAAGCCUGAUAGAUCGACUUAUGUAUUGAUGAUAAAUGGGUAUGUUUCUAAGGAGAAUAUGAAGGAAGCUUUUCGGUUGCAUGACCAAAUGUUGGAGAGAGGGUUCGCGCUUGAUGAUAAGUUUUGA
Lactuca virosa is the source of this 1746-nucleotide messenger RNA. Lineage: Eukaryota; Viridiplantae; Streptophyta; Magnoliopsida; Asterales; Asteraceae. The record is from the annotation of a GenBank genome assembly.